ACAUGCUGUAUUAUUUGCUGUCUCAACUAAACGCUGCAAACGACUAGUAUGACCACGUGACGUCUAUUUAUAGAAUAAGACAAAAACGAACAACGGAUCCUAGGCCUCCUCUGGCCACGCUAUAUUUCCGUGACGUCACAACAUGGAUUAAGAAAGCCAGCUACCCUGUGCAGUGCCAUUUCAAUCUUCUUCCAAAAUGAUGCCUUCCAGAAGCCCUAAAGUGUUUUUCACAUUCCUGGUUUUGAGUUCUGUGUGUAUUCUCUGGAUUGUCUCAAGUUCCUGGAAUGAUGGCCACAUCUGGUUUCAGCCGCAGCAGACGCGAGGUUCUGACCCAGAUAUGGAACAGGCUACACUCCAGGCCACGGCGGGACGUCCAGCCUCCACGGACAACUACUCACCAGUGGUCAGCGCUGAGGUUCAGAGGUCACCUGACCUGUCGAGUCAGGAAGAAAACGUGUUCACAUAUCCCUCCGCUGAGGUGGAGAAUUUGUUCAUGAGAGUGACGGCCAGAAAUAAUUGUGGGUCAGUUUUGAGCCUGAACGAAUCUGGGUGGCGCUCCAAUGAUGUACUUCGACUGAAAACAGCGGAGAUUGACUACCAACGAAUGAACCAACUCUUAGAGUGA
Aplysia californica (California sea hare) is the source of this 625-nucleotide messenger RNA. RefSeq lists its product as uncharacterized. Bases 197 to 625 code for a protein of 142 amino acids. The record is from RefSeq and is a predicted model, not a curated record. Lineage: Eukaryota; Metazoa; Mollusca; Gastropoda; Aplysiida; Aplysiidae. The transcript is spliced from 3 exons.